AUGAACUUGAAUGGUUACAGCAGUGUUGAAACAGAGUACAUUAGGAGGCAUCAUAGGCACGAGCCUGCUGAGAAUCAAUGUAGCUCGGGUCUCAUCAAGCACAUCAGAGCUCCAGUCCAUCUCGUUUGGUCAUUGGUAAGGAGGUUUGAUCAACCACAGAUGUACAAGCCGUUUGUGAGCAGGUGUGUAGUGCAAGACAAUUUUGAGAUUGGGAGUUUGAGAGAAGUUGAUGUCAAAUCGGGCCUUCCUGCCACUACAAGCACUGAAAGGUUGGAACUUCUUGAUGAUGAAGAGCACAUUCUCAGCAUCAAAAUUGUCGGAGGGGAUCACAGACUCAGGAACUACUCUUCAAUCAUUUCCGUCCAUCCGGAGGUCAUUGAAGGAAGACCAGGGACUCUAGUGGUUGAAUCGUAUGUUGUAGAUGUGCCUGAAGGGAACACUAAGGAUGAGACACGCCACUUCGUUGAAGCAUUGAUCAAAUGCAAUCUCAAAUCUCUUGCUGAUAUUUCAGAGCGGCUUGCGGUUCAGGAUAGGACUGAGCCCAUUGAACAGUUCUAG
This is a messenger RNA of Ilex paraguariensis (yerba mate), 558 nucleotides long. NCBI's taxonomy places the organism in Eukaryota, Viridiplantae, Streptophyta, Magnoliopsida, Aquifoliales, Aquifoliaceae. The record is from the annotation of a GenBank genome assembly.